AACGCCUGACUGAGGUUUACUCUUGUUUUUCCUCUUCUUUUAUCACUCUCCUUUUUGCUCUUCUUUGCCUCCUCACACAGAGGAGCUCCUUUUCUUUUGCUAGGCCGUUUUUCACUUGUCUCCAAACUUUGUCCGUCUGCCAUUGUGCUCCUGACUCAGCUAUCUCAUGCCCAACUCCUCAUAAGAACCAGCUCCAGUCCCUGAUUGGCUGACCGACCAGUUUCACAAUACAUGACGCGUUUCCUGCCGUAAAGCACAUUUUUUCCGCAAAAUUUCGGCACCGGUGGCAGAAGCUUAUUGCAAAGAUUGCAAAGCCACUAAGUAACAUAUGUAAACACUGAUAGUGUGAUUUUACUGUGGACACUACCCUGUGCAACCCACAUUAUUUUCAUAAUGAUAUAUUUAGGAAAAUAUGAUAUCUGUUGCCUCUUUAAAUAUGUUGCUGAGUAUUGUAAUAAAAUAUGUUGCGAUUAACUGCAAGUAAUGUUCCCAAAGGAAAACUUUUUCACCAUCUGUUUUAUCUAACAAGAUAAAGUCUUCAGUCUCUUCAUCUCACUUCGGUCAUUUUCUUUUGCAGCAGCAAAAUGUAUCUAGUGGACUGAAAGCAAAUGAUUAUAUUAUUCUAGUAGGUAACGUAAAGUUUAAUUUGUAUUUGUAGUUUUAAUUAUUUAUAUAAUAAAAAAUACGAUACGUUAUUGCCACACAAAAAUAUCGCGAUACUAUGCUGUCUCGAUUUCUUCCCCACCCCUAGUUAAUGGUAACGUUACAUAUUAAGCAGCUGAUGUUUGCAUUUGCAGUGAAUGAGCUGAAAGCCAUGCUGCAUUAUGAAGAGUCAAAACUCUGUUACUGAUGUUAACCUCGUACUUACUUAUACACACCAGUCAGCAGGGCCGUUUCUAGCUUUUGGGGGCCCAAUGUAAAAUUUUGUUUCGUCUCCCUGUUUCAGUCGCUCAUGACUAAACACCAGAUCUGUGUCAUAUUCCGUCUGCAUAUGAGACCAAAUGCUACUUUUACACAUAAAAAAAGACCUAUUUUAAUUUAACUUAGCUGCAUUGAUGACAUCAGAAUGAACAAAGUCUGUUGCUGUCACUGGCUGCCUGCCCCCACCUGGCCUGACAGCUUCUCUGGGAGAAACCCAGCUGAUAGUCAACAUUUUUUCCAUAGUGAUGAUAUUUUAGGUCCAGUUUCUAAAGAGACUGACCUUUACUUUCCUAACGAUAAAGAGCAAUGACACCUCCACUUCCUCAGUCUCAGAAAAGCUUUCUGGGGUGGGAGGACGCGACGGCGAAGGGGUACAUACGUGAUGAUGGAGUGUGCUGUGGUCUUAUCAUUUGAUGAGUAAUUAAUGACAUCCAUCAUAAUUUCCUGUGGUGUCAGUGUGGGCCACAGAGUGAAUGUUCCUAUAAAUGCUGUAAUGGUUCAGACUUAAAAAUAACUGAAUACUUAAUUCUGAAAUCUGAACACUGCUGAAUUUAAAACAGUGAAAUAUUUUACUUUAAGACACCUAAGUGUUUGGGUGCCUCUCUUCCUGUAGGUAAUUUCAAAUGGUGAAUUUUCAAAGUUGUUUUUUUCUCCCCUCUGGCUCAUUAUUCCAAAACUGUUCAAGUUGCUAAAAUUUAAUUAACAACAACAAAACAUUUAAGCAUCAUACACCUGUGCUGCCAAGGACGCUUCUUUAUCUUGUGUUUUAUAGAGUUGGGAUGCUUGAGUGAGAUGACUGAUGAAUAGUAAACUGAUAGCCCAGAGUACUCACAGUUUCAUUCAGGCUCAAUCGCUGUUCCUUGGUAGCAAGUAAACUGAGUUUAUUAAUGUAAACUGUCACUAUGGUCUCUCCCCUCCUCCUGCCCCCGUUAGCUCUGGCUGGUUGUUGUCAAAUGCAUCACUUCCGGUGUGCACACACGGGAAAGUCCCCACAGACACCAGACACCACAACUCCGGUAUACUGUGAAAUACAGAGAGCUUUCCCCAGCGCUGAUUCUCUUAAUCAGCAUUGUGUGAAUUAGUUUGGCAGAGGCUUGAAUGUACUAAACCUUCAUUUAUAUUUAAAAUUCCUGCAGUCUAGCUUUAAAGGGCUGCACUGAGCCAAAAGAGUGGGUCCCUCUGCAACUUUUUCCCCCCAGUGAAACUGUACUGUGUCAUCACAUCGUGAUUACUCAGCAAGUGGUAUUUCAUUGUCUGUAAGUGUGUUGGUUGAACCGUGCUGACAAGUAUGUUUGCUGACAAAUGUUUAUCUACCACCAGGUCGAUCUAGCAGAGCAGGAUUUCUACGGUGGAGUGCAUUAUGUCAUCGUACAGUUAGUGGAUCAGCUGCUCAGUGAAUCAUGUGGUUAUUGUGCACAGCUGUUAUGUACACACUAUAGGACUAGACAGAGCAUAUGUGACUGCAUUUGUUUGUCUCUGAUAUUAUAUAAUGUAAUUGUGUCUUGCUACAGUGAGGUAGACACAGUCGUCUUAUUUCAGCCCAGGCACCUCUUGUUAUGCACAUUGUUGUCAACAUGGGUCUCAUUUUUCUGCUGCCAAUAUCAAAAAAAAGUGUGAAAUCUUAAGGUGAAUAUGCUGCACAGAGGUGAUGUAAUGUAGGUACAGCGGGACCAUCAGGAUGGUAUCUUGACAUCAGAGAGAACUUGUCUCGAUCAUAACAAUUCAAACCCACUCAGGUCAUUGAAUACAGGGUUUUCCCUGCCUAUCUAAGACAAAAGCGGGCCACCUGGGUGAUUUUGGCCGCCGCCUUGGUUAAAGUGUGUGUGUGUGUGUGUGUGUGUGUGUGUGUGUGUGUGUGUGUGUGUGCAUGGGGGGCGUUCAGAUGCAGCGUCUUUUGUGCGCACAAACCCAUUACUUUCAAUGUAAUGUAGACGCACGUCAUGUGCUUGCAUUCGAAUCGACGUGCUUGUUUUUUUCGUCCGGCGCACAGCUCCACGGACCUGCUUCUCCCUCCGGUGUUGUGUCAGAUCCUGGUUCCCCCUCGGGCUGUGUCUCUCCUACUCAGGGUAUCCGCGGGGUCUAAAAAAGUCUUAAAUCCAAUAAUUUGAAUUUAAGGCCUUAAAAUGUCUAAAAUUAUCAUAAAAUCUCAUAAAAGGUCUUAAAUACGAUUUUGAAAGGUCUUAACAAUCUAUUGACAUUACUUUUAUUUAAAACAUGCAUAAACUUCAGUCUCGCUUUUAAAUGUUUCGAUUUUUGAGGACGUUAUAACGUAACUACAAAGCGGAACUGAAGUAGGCUACCUGUGCUGCCCGGUCAGAAUUUAUCGAACACCACCAGCUAAUGUGCUGUGCGCGCGCAGCGGUGUGUUGUGACAGACAGCUUAGCAUAGCAGCGGAGAAAACUUACUAACAAAAGCCCACAGCAAAGCCGAAUUACUUGCAUAGAUGGGUAAGUGCAAGUUCAACGAUUUGUGGCUUCAGAACGAACAAUUUAAUACAUGGUUGAAGCCGGUGGAUGGAAACAUAUAUGAAGCACACUGCACUUUCUGCAAGAAAACUUUAAAACUUGGAACAUUGGGCAUCAAGGCAUUGGAAUCCCAUUGCAAAUCAGAAAAACAUAAAGCGGUCAUAAAAUGCCAGCAGCAAACGCUGUCAAUCAGCCAGUAUUGUUCCACAUCAGGAGCUGGAGCAUCGAGGUCCAGCGCGACCCAGUCUGCUGCAACUCCAGUCGACCUCCGGACAGCGUUUGGGUCUACACCCACACUAAAAGCGGAGGUGCUAUGGACUUUUCAUACGGUAACUAAGCACCAGUCAUAUACUGGUAAUGAGAACAUUGAUGAGCUGUUCCAGACUAUGUUCCCGGAUUCUGAGAUUGCGAAAACUUUUAAGUGUGGAAAAGACAAGACGGCGUACAUAGCGCGAUUUGGAUUAGCCGAUUACAUCAAGAGAGACCUCAUCUCCAAAGUUAAGGGCCCGUUCGUGCUGAUGUUCGACGAAAGCCUGAAUCAAACGAACAAGACCAAGCAGUUGAACUUGCACGUGCGUUUUUGGGAAGGCGAGCGGGUCCAGUCAAGGUACCUGGAGUCCCAGUUUAUGGGGCAUGCGACAGCUCAGGACUUACUGAAACAUGUCAAGGAGUGUGUGGACCAACUUAACCUCAGGAGCCUAGUGUCCAUCUCUAUGGAUGGGCCCAAUGUGAAUUUCAAAUUUUUGGAACUUUUCCAACAAGAGUAUGCAGAACUGAAUGGAGGUGCUUAGCUUGUUUCCGUGGGCAGCUGUGGACUGCACACAUUGCAUAAUGCUUUUAAAAGUGGAUUCACCAUGUGGCAGCUGGACAAACUUUUGAGAGCCAUGCACACACUGUUCCACAACGUACCAGCAAGGAGAGAAGAUUACAGCGCUGUCACAAAUUCCACCAUCUUCCCCUUACCGUUUUGUGGUCAUCGGUGGAUAGAGAACUUGCCUGUGGUAGAGAGGGCUAUUGAAGUCUGGCCAUCACUUCAGGAGUAUAUGGAUGCAGUGAGAAGAAAGAAACUCCCGAACCCGGGGACAGCAUCCUUUGACACAAUCGAAGCAGCCCUGAAAGAUCCACUCAUCUUGGCCAAGUUAGAAUUCUACAUGACUGUUGCCAGGACAUUCAAUCCCUUUUUGAAGAGGUAUCAAACAGAUGAGCCAGUGAUGCCUUUCUUCAGCAAAGACUUGGCUGAACUGAUCAAGGGUCUACUCAGGCGCUUUAUCAAGCGAGAGGUCCUGCAAGACAUCAGCACACUGCAGCUAACCAAACUAGAUGUAGCUGAUAAGAAAAACCGGCACCAGCCAAAGCACAUCGACAUUGGCUUGGGUGCUGAGUCAGCCCUCAAGAGCAGCAACAGUUCAGAGCUCAGAGUCCUUCAAUUUAGAAUGGACUGCAUGCAGGGACUGUCAAACAUCGUCAGUAAAGUGCAGGAGAAGAGCCCCCUGAAAUAUCCAACAGUUAGGCACAUGGCGUGUCUGGACCCCUCUGCCAUUUUCAGAGACCCAGACAGGUGCAAGAGGCAGAUGAAAUGUCUUGUUCAGACAUUUCUGCAAGACAAACAGCUGACAGGAGGUGUUUCUGCUGGUGAUAUCAUUCUCCAACAAUUUGAGGCCUUCCUGUCCCUUGAGAGCAGAAGUGAGGAGUUCCUCUCCUUCCAACCCAUGCAAGAGAGGCUAGACACCUUCUUGUGUGGUUUCCUUAGAAGGCCCUAUCCGGAACUUUGGACUUUUUGCCAGAAGCUGCUCAUUUUGUCCCAUGGACAGGCCACUGUGGAGAGAGGUUUUUCUGUAAACAAGGAAGUUGAAACGUGUAACAUGCAGGGGGACACUGUUGUAGCGCACAGGCUUGUGUGUGAUUAUGUCACUCAACACGGCGGGGUGACCAAGAUUCCCCUCACGAAAGAGCUCUUGACUUCUGUGGCAUCAGCCAGGUCCAAGUACCGUGUCCACCUUGAUCAAGAGAGAAGGAAGAAGGAGUCUGAUGAACAGGGAAAGAAGAGAAAGGCUUUAGAGGAUCACCUGGAAGAACUAAAAAAGAAAAGGAAAACUGUCCAAGAGGUUUCUGAAAGUCUGGCCAGAGAUGCAGACAGGUUUGCAGAAGAGGCGGAGGGCAAGGCGGGCACUCGGAUGGCCCAGCUCAUCACAAAAUCAAAUGCUCUGAGGAGGAGCUACAAGGAAAAAUUAGCAGAGCUCAAGAACAUUGUGGAGGAGAUUGCAGCCACGGGACAAGAGCUCAGAUAGUUGUUGUGUGCACGCAUACACACACGCACACACACACACAUACACACAAUGGCCGUUGGCUGUAGAGUUUACCAAUAUUUUUUUUAUUCUGAGUUCCAAACAAAUAUUAGUUCACAACAGAGAGGUUUCUGGUGUUUUUAGUUAGGUUAAGCAUUUUGUAUUCCAAUGUGAAAGAGCUGUGAAUAAAUUCAUAUACUU
Messenger RNA from Epinephelus moara (kelp grouper), 5873 nucleotides. RefSeq lists its product as uncharacterized. The record is from RefSeq and is a predicted model, not a curated record. NCBI's taxonomy places the organism in Eukaryota, Metazoa, Chordata, Actinopteri, Perciformes, Serranidae. The coding region runs from base 4242 to 5675 and encodes 477 amino acids. The transcript is spliced from 5 exons.